Molecule: messenger RNA, 2385 nt
Organism: Odobenus rosmarus divergens (Pacific walrus)
Lineage: Eukaryota; Metazoa; Chordata; Mammalia; Carnivora; Odobenidae
Gene: GPAT2
Product: glycerol-3-phosphate acyltransferase 2, mitochondrial
Exons: 21
Coding region: 1-2385 (794 amino acids)
Cellular component (GO): mitochondrial membrane
Source: RefSeq, a predicted model, not a curated record
AUGGAUACCAUGUUGGAAGCCAGACUCCAAACCCAGCAGAGGAACACCCAGAACAGCCAGGAGACCAGCUUGUGGUCCUCAGGCUUUGGGAUGAAGCUGGAGGCUAUUACCCCAUUCCUGGGGAAAUAUCGCCCCUUUGUGGGUCGCUGCUGCCAAACCUGCACUCCCAAGAGCUGGGAGUCCCUCUUCCACAGAAGCAUAAUGGAUCUAGGCUUCUGCAAUGUGGUCCUGGUGAAGGAGGAGAACACCAGGUUUCGGGGCUGGCUGGUUCGGAGGCUCUGCUAUUUCUUAUGGUCAUUGGAGCAGCGCAUACCACCCUGUCAGGAUGCCCCACAGAAGAUCAUGGAAAGCACUCGGGUGCAGAAUGUCAUCUCAGGGAGGGUCCCAGGAGGGACUGGGGAAGGGCAGGUACCAGGCCUUGUGAAGAAAGAGGUACAGCGCAUCUUGGGCCAUAUCCAGGCUCCAAUCCAUCCCUUCCUGCUCAGGCUGUUCAGCUGGGCACUGCUGCGGUUCCUGAACUGUGUCUUCCUGAACGUGCAGCUCCAUAAGGGCCAGAUGAAGAUGGUCCACAAGGCCGCGCAGGCAGGCUUGCCGCUUGUCCUCCUCUCUACCCACAAGUCACUCCUGGAUGGGAUCCUGCUGCCCUUUGUGCUGCUCUCCCAAGGCCUAGGUGUGCUCCGUGUGGCUUGGGACCCCCGCACCUGCUCCCCCACCCUCAGAGCUCUGCUAAAGAAGCUUGGGGGGCUUUUCUUGCCCCCAGAGGCCAACCUCACCCUGGACAGCCCUGAGGGGGUCCUUGCGAGGGCUGUGGUCCAUGCCGCUGUGGAGCAGCUGUUGGUCAGCAGGCAGCCCUUGCUCAUAUUCCUGGAGGAGCAUCCUGGGGCCAAGGGGCCUCGGCUGUCAGCCCUGGGCCAGACCUGGCUGGGACUGGUGGUACAGGCUGUCCAGGUGGGCGUCAUCCCAGAUGCCAUGCUAGUUCCAGUGGCUAUCACCUAUGACCUGGUUCCAGAUGCCCCCUGUGAUGUAUACCAUGCCUUGGCCCCAUUGGGGUUGUGGACAGGAGCACUGGCUGUCCUGCGGAGCCUUCGAGGCUGGGGCCACAGCCCCAGGGUCUGUGUCCGUGUGCACCUGGCCCAGCCCUUCUCCCUACAGGAAUACACCAUCAAUGCCAGAAGCUGCUGGGGCAGCAGGCAGACCCUGGAGCAGCUGCUGCAGCCCAUCGUGCUGGGCCAAUGUACUGUUGUCCCAGACACUGAGAAGGAGCAGGAGUGGACUCCAGCAACUGGGCCCCUUCUGGCAUUUAAGGAAGAGGACCAGCUCCUGGUCAGGAGGCUGAGUCGUCAUGUCCUGAAUGCCAGUGUGACCAGCUCGGCAGUGAUGAGCACAGCCAUCAUGGCGACACUGCUGCUCUUCAAGCAUCAGAAGCUCCUGGGGGAGUUCUCCUGGCUGACCGAGGAGACGCUACUGCGUGGCUUUGACGUGGGCUUCUCAGGGCAGUUGCGGUGCCUCGUGCGACACACGCUGAGCCUGCUACGGGCGCAUGUGGCCCUGCUGCGCGUCCAUCAGGGGGACUUACUGGUAGUUCCUCGGCCAGGCCCGGGUUUCACACACCUGGCACGCCUGAGCGCCGAGCUCCUACCUGCCUUCCUGAGUGAAGCUGUAGGUGCCUGCGCUGUUCGGGGUCUGCUGGCAGGCAGAAUGCCACCUGAGGGGCCCUGGGAGUUACAGGGCAUCGAGCUGCUGAGCCAGAACGAGCUGUACCGUCAGAUCCUGCUCCUGCUGCACCUGCUGCCCCAGGACCUGCUGCUGCUGCAGCCCUGCCAGUCUUCCUACUGCUACUGUCAGGAAGUGCUGGACCGUCUUAUCCAGUGUGGGCUCCUGGUUGCUGAGGAGACCCCAGGCUCCCGGCCAGCCUGUGACACAGGGCGGCAGCGUUUAAGUGCAAAGCUGCUGUGGAAACCGAGUGGGGACUUUACUGACAGUGACAGUGAUGACUUCGAGGAGGCUGAGGGCCGGUACUUCAGGCUCAGUCAGCAGUCACGCUGCCCUGACUUCUUCCUCUUCCUCUGCCGCCUGCUUAGCCCGCUGCUCAAGGCCUUUGCACAGGCUGCCACCUUCCUUCACCGGGGACAGUUGCCUGAUACGGAGUCCGGCUACACCGAGCAGCUCUUGCAGUUCUUGCAGGCCACUGCCCAUGAGGAAGGGUUCUUUGAGUGUGCAGACCAAAAUCUUGCCAUCAGUGCUAUCUGGACCUUCAGAGACCUGGGGGUGCUGCAGCAGACGCCCAGCCCUGCAGGCCCCAUGCUCUGCCUGUCCCCUACAUUCACCAGCCGGGAAAAUCAGGAAAAGCUGGAGCAGUUCAUCCGGCAGUUCAUUUGUAGCUAG